AAACAUUUGCUAACUGAUGGAUGGACAGAUAAAACGACAUUUCGAAAGCCGUAACAUUGCCGCGCGCAUCGAAUAUUGAAAAAAACCAAAAAACGGUAGAACACAACGCUUUCAAUUUGUCGAUGAGGACAUAGAAGCGAAAUCAACAAGUUUUAGUGUGUGUUUUGCCCCUUUCCCAGGCAAUAAAAUUGACAUAGAGCCAAAGUGUGAGAAAUUGGAGGGGCUCGCAAUAUUCGAUGGUCAUUUGCGUUCUACUCAGCCACAUUCCAGUUAUACGGUAGCGGCGUACCGUAAAUUGAAAUAGUAAUAAAUAAAUAAAUGAAAAAGUGUAUAAACAAAUAAAAACGCCAUCUAUUUUUAAACGAAAGUGCGCCACCAAUUAUUCACUUUACUAUUCAAUGAAAUGCUGUAAGACCAGGUCGAGCAUAUUAAGAAGAUACUUCCGAGUUGAAGUUUCCAAACAAUUAAAAAAAAAGAAUUUUUAUAACUAAAUUCAAACAAAAUGCCUGAUAAUAGCUCAAAGUUUAAUCCAAAUUUGCAAGUGGAUAUACCAGAAUGGAUAAACGAGGAAUACUUUCAUCCCAUUCUAAAGAAAGAUUUGCCAAAUUUUGUGAAAAUUUUAAAAUUUACCACAAUACCAGCCACACCGCCAGGCGAAAAUUAUACCUCGCUAAUGAUGAGAAUUAAAAUGGAUAUUGAAAUGGAAGAUGGCUUUACUCAACAAAAAUCCUACAUCAUGAAAACCAUGUUGGAUGAGAACAAAGGCGGCACUUUCUUCAAAACCCUUAACCUUUUUCCCAAAGAACGUCUGAUGUACGAAGUCAUAUUGCCUCAGUUGGAAGCCCAGUAUGAGGAGAGUGGAAUUCAAGUAAAAUUUGCCCCCAAAUGUCAUUGGAUUGAAGAUAAAACGGGGCGCAUAACCAUUGUUCUGCAGGACUUGCAAACCAAGAAAUUCAAAAACAUCAACCGACUCAAAGGUUUCGAUAUGUUGCACAUGAAAAGGGUCUUGGAGAAGUUGGCAGAGUUUCAUGCAGCCUCGGUGGUGUUAAAAGAGAAAAUGGGCACUUAUCCCAAAGAGUUUACCAACACAUAUCUGCCCGUCAACUAUCACAAGUCCAAAACAUAUCAGGCCCGCUUGAAUUCCUACAAAGCAGCCAUGGCCAAAUGGGGUCUGGAGGAUUAUGAGAAAUAUGCCAAAAUGAUUCCCUCUGCCGAUCAAUAUGUCAAUGCAGCCAUGCAUUGCUUCAAUGCCGAUUCGCAGGAUUUUAAAGUUUUAAAUCAUGGCGAUUUCUGGUCCAGCAAUAUUAUGAUCAACUACGCCUCCAAGUCUGCCUCCCAUCCUGAGAUUAAUCAAAUACGCUUUGUGGACUUUCAAAUGUGUAAAUGGGCCAGUCCGGCCAUAGAUCUUUGGGAGCUCAUCAUCUGUUCGGUGGAGAGUAAUCUGCGUAUACGCAAUUUCGAUUUAUUCAUACGCAUUUAUCAUACGCACCUGCUGAAAAGUCUAAAGUUCCUGAAAUACGAUAAACCUAUGCCUUUGCUUAGCGAUUUGCAUAUAAGCAUGUUGAAAUAUGGUUUCUGGGGCUAUUUCACCACCUUCACCCAUCUAGUCUUGAUACUACUGCCCUCGGAUAAGGAAGCAAGUCUGCUAAGGCUGAUGCAACCUGGCGAGGAGGGAGAUAAAUUUCGCAUGAAAGCUUUUACAAAUCCCCUGUAUGUGAGAGCCGUUUUGGACAUUUUUCCUUUUCUCUAUCGGAGGGGAAUUUUGGAUUUGUGAACAAAAAGGAUUGUGGCUGAAAAUAAGUGAAUGUUAAGAAAUCUCAAUAAAACAAAGAAAUUAUCAGAGUA
Molecule: messenger RNA, 1845 nt
Organism: Stomoxys calcitrans (stable fly)
Lineage: Eukaryota; Metazoa; Arthropoda; Insecta; Diptera; Muscidae
Exons: 3
Coding region: 503-1774 (423 amino acids)
Source: RefSeq, a predicted model, not a curated record